Trichoderma atroviride IMI 206040 is the source of this 970-nucleotide messenger RNA. The record is from RefSeq and is a predicted model, not a curated record. NCBI's taxonomy places the organism in Eukaryota, Fungi, Ascomycota, Sordariomycetes, Hypocreales, Hypocreaceae.
CACCGCACCGGCUGCGUCGUCGCCGCCGUCCGCAAGCUGUCUGGCUGGACCCUUGACAGUGUCGUUGACGAAUACAAGACUUACGCCCAACCGAAGAUCCGGGAAUGCGACGUCGAGUACAUUACCGGAUUUGAGCCUGGCUCCUUGACCAUCAGCUCACUUCGGUCGUUCCACGGCGAAAGCUCGCGAUUCACCCCGGUUCAAGUCCGGUCAUUCAUGAGGACCGUUUUAUUCACUGCUUGUGUCGCCGCCAUCUGGCUAGUGUCUGGCUCUCGGAUGGUCAUUGCCCGCGACAGCAUUACCAAAUAGCCCUCCAACAAAACCACUGCCUCAAAGGCAACAAAGUAGCGUCGUUGAAUAGCUUCACUUGGCAUGACUUUUGCAUGACCAGAAGUCCGACGUUACUCUUCUUUUAUUUCUUUUUUCACAAAAGUUAAUCCGACAGAAUCAUCUGCAAAGAUGAGAAAGACAAGAGAAUCCUGGGAUAAUACUGCAGAUAUAGAGCGGGGCUUUUAGGAUUUACCAGUGUUGGUGUUGUGUACAAGGACCGGUGUACAGAUUUGUGCUUUUCAACCAUAUUUAUCGGGAUUGGGAGACGGAAUUGGGCUCGCAGAAACUUCAAGAGCUGAGAUGAUCUGCGCAAUGGGCGUUUUAUUUUUAUUUUCCUUCUUUGUGGAAUCUUGUCUUCUUUUUUCUUUCUUUGUCAAUAUCCUCUUUUAUUAUUGGCGCGGUGAAUUGGAACGAGUGUUGGAUUUUAUGGAUACUACACAAAGGUUUUUCGUCCCUUUCUUUUGUAUCAAGAUGUCUGUAUACUAGAUAGCGUUUGGCUGAAAGCAGUGGAUCCCCAAGACUGCCAGCCUUUUAGUUUGCUUGAGAACAGCGGAUUGUUUGCGAAUUUUGGUGGCCUUUUUUUGUUUAUAACAUUGGCCCCUGUAGGUAAGAUCAAUACGAAACAAACAUGUAUUGGCAA